Leishmania braziliensis MHOM/BR/75/M2904 is the source of this 1206-nucleotide messenger RNA. Its product is annotated as putative glutamamyl carboxypeptidase. The transcript has a single exon. Gene Ontology annotation, molecular function: acetylornithine deacetylase activity. Lineage: Eukaryota; Euglenozoa; Kinetoplastea; Trypanosomatida; Trypanosomatidae. Gene Ontology annotation, biological process: L-arginine biosynthetic process. The coding region runs from base 1 to 1206 and encodes 401 amino acids. The record is from RefSeq and is a predicted model, not a curated record.
AUGUCCUACCCAACGACGUUUCGCGAGUGGCUGGCGAAGAUCAUCAGCUUCGACACGACGAGCCGCAACUCGAACUUGCCGAUGGUGCAGUACGUGCGCGAUUACCUGCAGUUUGUUGGUGUUGUGUCGACGUUUGUGUACAACCCAGAGAAGACGCACGCAAACCUCUGGGCAACGCUGCCAGGCGAGAACGGCGUGACCCAGGGCGGCAUCGUGCUGUCGGGGCACACGGACGUUGUGCCAGUGGAUGGGCAGAAGUGGGAUAGCGACCCGUUUACGAUGGUGGAGAAGGACGGCAAGCUGUUUGGCCGCGGAGCCUGCGACAUGAAGGGCUUCCUGGCCGUUGUGCUUGCGCUGACGCCGCAGUUCUUGGCAAUGAAGCGUGUGAAGCCCGUGCACUACGCCUUCUCGUUCGACGAGGAGGUGGGCUGCACAGGUGUGCCGUACCUGAUCGAGCAUCUAAAGGAGCGUGGGUUCAAGGCGGAUGCGUGCCUCAUCGGUGAGCCGACGGACAUGAAAGUUUACGUUGGUUCCAAGGGCUUUGCGCAGUGGAACGUAUCUGUGCAGGGCAAGGCGAUCCACUCGUCGAUGGCGCUGAUGAACACGAGCUGCAAUGCGAUCGAGUACGCUGCGCAGAUCAUCACGAAGGUGCGCGAGAUCGCGAUAGAUCUGCGCAAGAACGGCCCCCAUAACCCCGGCUACGACUGUCCGUUCCCCUGCAUCACGACCGCGCUGGUCAAGGGUGGCAAUGCUGUGAACACUGUGCCUGCACAAUGCGAAUUUGUGGUCACUGUGCGCAUCACGGACAACGAGACACCGAACGACAUCGAGCGGCGCGUGCGUGCGUAUGUGAACGACCACGUUCUACCUGCGAUGCGUGAGGAGUACCCCGAUGCUGAGGUGACAGUCACGCGUCCAGUGACCAUGCCUGCCUUUAACGGUAAAGACGACGCUGCUGUGACGCAGAGGGCCUUGAAGCUCCGGAACGACAAGAAGACGUACAGGACGGGUGGUGGGACGGAGGGUGGUUACUUUGAAGACGUUCUGGGUGUUUCAACGGUGGUUGUGGGUCCGGGUCCUUGCGCAAUGGCGCACCUGCCGAACGAGUACGUGCUUGUGGACCAGAUGGAGAAGAGCACGGCGUUUACGAUGGACAUGGUGCGUCUCUACACGGACCCCAGCUACUGUGGCGCCGGCAAUCUGUAA